This is a messenger RNA of Copidosoma floridanum, 2857 nucleotides long. RefSeq lists its product as uncharacterized. Lineage: Eukaryota; Metazoa; Arthropoda; Insecta; Hymenoptera; Encyrtidae. The record is from RefSeq and is a predicted model, not a curated record.
UCCUCCCGAGAACAACAGGUCCCGCAACUCCACAGACAUAUUGGACUCCUGUCUCCGAUCCGCCCUCCGAAGCUCACUCUCGCCCCGAAAUGAAGAUCACCUGGACACUCGUUGGCUGGGCCCUGCUGUUGCUCGUCCUCGGCGCCGACGCCGAUUGCCCCAACUGCGGAAACGUGUGCAACUGCCAACGCUCCAGUCCCUACAAGACUUUGUACGCUGUACAAGAAAUGCAACCUGCCACCGGGUAUUUACCUCAAGCUGUGGCAGCAGUACGACCCAGUAUCUUGAAAUACGUGGCAGUAACUGAAGCUCCCAAAAACAUCGGCCCGAGGUUGGCUGUGAGACCAGUGGCCAGCUUUAAAGACAUAAUCGGCUGCUCACCCGACCUGGCCCGACCGGUCAAGGUCGAGAAGGUGUACGAGCAACCGAUCAGGCCCACCUACAACUACAACCCACCGCCACCUCCCACGACCGAGGCCCCGGCCGUAAUAGAGCCGAGCACCUCCAGUCCUGAGCCAAGCACAGCCGCCCCAUUUACCCCGAUGGCAGUACCGAUCAACCCACCCCCUUUCUCUCACUCGUUCGGUCCAAGCUACUCCUACGGUCCUCCAUCCAUGAUCCCUCAACAACCCAUGCAGAUCUCAGCACAACCAGUUUACAGUUCCCCGGCCCAGACGAGCUUCGUGCAGUACGGUCCGGCUCCGGUCUACCCACUGUCAUCGGCCUACCCGAUGCCGGUCCACGGGCCUUUUUCGUACAAUCCUGCAGUGGCUGGAGUCAAUAAUUACGCCAUGCCCCCAGCCUUUGAAUACGCGUAUCAGGUUGCCCCCCCACCUCCAGCUGCGGCUCCAGCUCGAUUGAUGAGUCAACCGGUGGUUGUCGCCGCUCCGACCACCACGACGACCACCGUCGCAAGUACCACCGCCACGAGGAACGAGCCACCCUGCGACGACUCCGUUCGGAGUUACCAGGACAACAAUGAAGGUCCCGCGCUACCGGAGGAGUACCAGCCAGCCAACCCCCAGCCCGUCCCGACGGCAGAUCCAGUCCGCCUCAUAUUCGCUGUCCAAAAGGAAAACCACUUUAGGGCCCCAAAAGUCCCGAGGUACAUUGCCCAGGAACACAGACAGCCGGUCGAAGUUGAGUUCUCGGGCGGAGACUUUGACACGAGGUACGAACAGCAAGGCCAGUCGAAUGGGCCGAUAUUUAGCCACCGAUGGCCAGAGAUCUUCCAGCCGUGCCCGCAUGGCAACUUUCGGUACGUCUACGACGAUGGCCAGAGCAGCUUCAAGGGACGCCAACCAGAAAGUAUUGCGCCCAGCAGCCCGAUCGUCGUCCAACCGAGCCACACCCUCGCUCCAGAGAACAGAUUACCGACGAUCGUUACGGGAGCCAGUGGUGUACAGCAGCAGCAACCGGCAACGCCUCCACCCCUCCAGCCGCCAAGCUCCGUCUACGAGCCACCAAAAGAGAUCCCCAGCACCAAGAGCCCCCCAGCAGGGCCCAGCGUCGAUCCUAACGCCCGAGAUUCGGGAUCGGACCCGUGCGACAAUCGAGGCGGUGGCAGCGGCAGCGCAGACGGCCCUAGCAGCACUACCAGCACUGCUAAGCCAACCCCUACCAAGCCUACGAAGAGGCCCAAGGGCAGAUCUGCCAAACUACGGAGAGAAAAGUAGUCCGAGUGGGGGCUAUUAUGGCGCGUCCGAGUGGCGUUAUGGCAUGUAAAGUGAGUGUGUCUAAGGCGUAUGAUUUUGAACGUUUGCGAAGGAUGAAAGAGUGCAAAUGUGAUCGCGUUGUCUGACUGUGGUUCAGGUUUUGGAGGGAGAAUAACAUGUUUGACGGGGCUUUGAUCAGAAUAGAAGGCUUGAACGGUGAUUGUUUUGAAAGAAGGUUGUUUCCGACCACGUGAGGGAGAGGGAUUGUUUGGCAUCCCAAGUUCGAGAGUUUUCUGGUUGACUCGUGUUUUUUUCUUUUUUUUUAAUUUCGUGAUUUUUGCUUUAUCAGUCCCGUAUACCAAAGUAUCCUGUAGACUGGGCUGUCUCUCAAGAAGAAAAAUUGUGUCCAGAUAUAGUUUAUUGAAGGUGAAUCAACCAUCACUGUAUCAAAGUAUUUUUGAGCAAUUAUUGAAAAACUGUAAAUUAGAAAAAAAAAAACAAUUUUAUUUCAAAAAAAUUGUUUAAGAAUACUUUUACUCCCCAGUUUUGGCAAUAUCAUCCGGAUGAUAAAACGUCGUGGUUAUAGCUGAUACACCUUCAAUAAAUUAGAUUUGGACACAAGUUUUUUUCUUGAAAAUUUGAAACAGCCCAGUCUUUAGGGGAGUCUGCAGGAUAAUUUGGUACGGGAUUGUAAAUGAAUAAAUGUAAGUAUAACUAGAAUGUAUGAGUGAUGAAUGACUGAGAGAAGGCGUAAAAAAUAGUACGGUAAAAUCCGUUUAAAAUGUUGUGAAGAUAAAUGCUGCGAUAGAGUUAUAGCGAAAAGUGAUGAAUAAAAGCGAUAAUUUGGUGAUGAUUCGAAAUGUUGAAAAGAACUUUGAAUGACUGCCAAAAUGUAUGCGUUUUAAUGUUUGUGUCAAUCCCUUGGUUGUCGUUAAGCACCUUGAAUGUUGUAAAUUUUUAAUUUUAUUUUUAUUCGUAUGAGAAUGUAUGAAUUCAGUGCGAAAGCAUCAUCUGAUAAUUUUAACUAGUAACUAUCAUAUUUUGACUAGUAAUAAUCAUAAAUCAAUAAAUGAUCGAGGAGUAAAACAACAUUUCACCUUUUACUUGAUUGUGCAAAAAAACCUUUCUUUUUAGAAUCUAUAUCGCUCCACCUUUCUCUGAUCCCGGAACUUCAGAUCCUGAAAAUUUUUUCCAAAAUCUAU